AUGGUGAUGUGCCGUCCUGGUGGUCCAGGAGGGCCGUCUGCUCCAUCCGGUCCGAUUUCACCAGGAUCACCUGGGAGACCAACUGGAAAGUUCUUAUCACAACUGAUGGACAUAGAUGCUUCUCAUCGAGCAGAUGAGCAGCAGCAGUCAGCCAGCUCCUACCAACUUGGAUUAAUGUCAAAAGCUGAACCAGACAAGUACUGCACACCACGCAAGUUGCAAAAUUUUCUGGGAGGGGACAUAUUCGAGCUCAAACACCUGUUGGCUCCCCUGAGUCGCGGUAUUAAUCCACUACGCCUCCAAAUGCUCCAACACUCUCGAAUAGAGUCAUACAACAACUCGGUAACACUUACUGUGUUGAAUGAGCUGCAUGACUCAUCCUACAACAACGGCUACAAUUCACAUGCUCACCUCAAAUGCGUGGUUGAUGAG
Messenger RNA from Ostertagia ostertagi, 432 nucleotides. The record is from the annotation of a GenBank genome assembly. Lineage: Eukaryota; Metazoa; Nematoda; Chromadorea; Rhabditida; Trichostrongylidae.